AUGCGGCUCAAAGUGACACAAAAUGUGCCAUGUGAUGAACAGCAAUUCGAGAAAUGGUAUAAGAUCAAGCUACCUUAUCAAGCGCCUAACUACCCACGCAUACCAUCUCUUGCGGAGAUUCAAAAGGCCUUUGCGCCUCGGUCAGACGGUUUUACUCCGCAAGAAUGUAUCGUUGAUAAUUGCGUGAUAAAACAAAGUUCCGAUCCGUCUGUUAUCCAGGAAGCAGAGACUUUGAUGUUCCUGCAUAACAUUCUUGGGUUAAGAGUACCCCAAGUCUACGCAGCCUUUAAAUACUACCUUGAAGAUUGGCAAGGAGAUAUAUACUUUCAUGCUGUAGAGGUACCCAAAGGGGAAUUCUUAAGUCGGGACAAAUGGGCUACUUUCGAUGACGAAAUCAAAAAUGUACUCUGCUCUAAGCUUGCUAAGCAGUUCGAAAUCCUUAGAUCAAUUCCUCAAGAGGGCGGUUCAGAUUAUUAUGGCCGGGUUAACCGUGGCCCAUGGGCAACUGAUAUGCCGGCUUUUAAAUUAUUUGGCUAUGAGACUCGUGGCCCCUUCGAUAGUUACCAGCAAUUAUUCUCAGCAAUGAUUGAUUCUGCACAGCUUGUCUUCGCAACAUCGCAUGAGCAGGCAGACUACUAUCCGCAUGAAGUAAAGAGUCUAGGGGAAAUCGUAGAGAUCCUUGGGGAGAGUGAGAACACUAGGCCUUGUUUUACGCACAUGUAUCCUUCCCUUAACAAUAUUUUAGUUCGUCCAAUAUGCGAUCCCUCUGGAGCUAUAACUGAUUGGGAUGUGGCUCUAUGGGGCUGGAAGCAUGCUGGAUGGUUUCCUGCCUAUGUACAGACUGUUCAGUUGCACAAAAGCUUCCUCUAUCUUGGCAAAGAUGCGGCUGAAUCGACCAUAGAACGAAUUGUUCCUCACUGGAGGGACUCAUGCCUAAGGGAGGUGGAGUUGAUGGGGCAUGGUUGCAAGUAUAAAUUUGCCUUCUGGAGUUGA
Molecule: messenger RNA, 993 nt
Organism: Aaosphaeria arxii CBS 175.79
Lineage: Eukaryota; Fungi; Ascomycota; Dothideomycetes; Pleosporales
Exons: 1
Coding region: 1-993 (330 amino acids)
Source: RefSeq, a predicted model, not a curated record